AUGAGAAGAAGAGGACCAAUGAGAAGAGGACCAGUUAUAGUUGCACCAAGAAGGGGUGUAGGUUUAGGUACAUUAGCAGCUGGUGUUGGUGUUGGUAUGUUAGCAUCAAGUGCUUCACGUCCCCAUUAUGCACCUCCACCACCACCACCACCACAACAAGUAAUUCAUACAUAUCAACAACUACCUCCACAAGUAAUUGUUCAACAACCAGGAGUUCAACCUCAAAUGAUAUUCGAUCCAGCAACAGGACAAUACUAUCAAGUUGCUCAACCACCUAUUGUUCAAACUACAACUGUCCAAAAUCCUUAUGGAUAUUAA
Dictyostelium discoideum AX4 is the source of this 318-nucleotide messenger RNA. RefSeq lists its product as hypothetical. The coding region runs from base 1 to 318 and encodes 105 amino acids. The transcript has a single exon. NCBI's taxonomy places the organism in Eukaryota, Evosea, Eumycetozoa, Dictyosteliales, Dictyosteliaceae. The record is from RefSeq and is a predicted model, not a curated record.